Molecule: messenger RNA, 756 nt
Organism: Penicillium subrubescens
Lineage: Eukaryota; Fungi; Ascomycota; Eurotiomycetes; Eurotiales; Aspergillaceae
Product: SDR family NAD(P)-dependent oxidoreductase
Exons: 10
Coding region: 1-756 (251 amino acids)
Source: RefSeq, a predicted model, not a curated record
AUGCCGUAUAACCUCCGUGGUCGAAAUAUUCUCAUUGUCGGCGGGGCAAGGGGACUCGGAGCAGUUGUGGCCGAGAAAUUUGCCGCCGAAGGCUGCGACCUAGCAAUCAACUAUCUCUUCAGUCAGGAGCAAGCCGAUAACCUCGCCACAGACUUAGCGAAGAAACAUGGCAUUAACGCAGUCACUAUCCAAGCCGAUGCCGGAGUUAAGGAAGAUUGUAUACGACUGGUUCAGGCCACGAUCGAGAAAUUGAAGGGUCUGGAUAUUAUCAUCUCAAACGCAGGCUGGACAAAGUUUACCAGUUUUGGUGAUCUGGAUGCAUUGACUGACGAAGAAUGGGACAAAUGUUGGUCAACCAACGUCAAGAGUAAUCUUUCGUUGUUCAAGGAAGCCGCUCCGACUUUCAAUGCAAACCCCGAGGGUGGCGUUUUCAUCGCAACGUCUUCCAUUGCCGGUAUAACGGCUGGUGGAAGCAGCAUGGCUUACUCUGUCACUAAAUCUGCCGGUCUACAUCUUUUGCAAUGCUUAAAGGCAUCUCAGGGACCAAAGGUCCGCAUCAACGCGGUCCUUCCAGGCCUGCUAUUGACUGAAUGGGGAGUAAGAUAUUCUCCAGAGCAAAUUGAGGCAUGGAAGAACAAGUCUGCUCUCAAGCACGAGGUCUUCCUUGAUGAUUGUGCCGACAUGUACGUAUCUCUUUCCAAGAAUACUUCAAUGACGGGUCAACAGAUUGUUAUCGAUUGCGGGUACGUAUCUUGA